AUGCGCGGGGGUUCUUCCCCUCUGCCAAGCUGCCGCGCUCUGCUCCACCAUUGCCGCUGCUUGGAGCAGCUCUUGCAGAUACACGCCCAAGCCAUCACGCAAGGCCUCCUCCCGCACCCGCAGAGCUUCUCAUGUCGAAUCCUCAACGCAUACUCGGAAUUCCGGCGGUCGGCGGACGCGCUCCGCGUCUUCGGCCAGAUCCGCCGCCCCGAUCUCGUCUCAAGGACCUCCCUCAUGAAGCUCCACUUGCAGGAAGGCCGCCCCAGCGACGCCGCUGAUGUCUUCCGCCAGAUCCUCUUCUCCGGCCUCCGGCCGGACGGCUUCUCCGUCGUCGCAGCGCUCUCGGCUUCCGGCCACAUGGCGGACCUCUCCCUGGGGAGAUCCCUCCAUGGCUUGAUCGUGCGUCAUGAUUUGGAUCUAGAAACCGUGGUCAACAACGCGCUGGUGGAUAUGUACUGCAGGAGCGGGAAGAUUGGCAGCGCCAGGCAGGUCUUCGACAGUAUGCCGACGAGGGAUGAGAUCUCCUGGAGUAGCCUUAUCAAUGGGUAUGCAAAGCAGGAGCGGCUGGAUGUGGCCCGUCGUCUGUUUGAUGAAAUGCCGCACAGAAAUGCGGUCUCCUGGACCGUGAUGAUCACGGCUUUCGUUCAAGGCAGGUGCCCUAUCCGAGCUCUGGAACUCUUCCGCGAGAUGAACUCCGAGGGCUGCCGACCAACUUCAGUCACGAUCGUCGGCGUCCUCUCCGCGUGCGCCGACGUCGGCGCUCUGAGCGUGGGCUGCUCCAUCCACGGUCUCAUCAGCAAGACGAUGGCGAACUCGGACGCCACCAUCGGCAACGCUCUAAUCGACAUGUACUCGAAGAGCGGCAGCGUGGAAACGGCGGCUGUCAUCUUCAAUGGUAUGAGGCACAGGGACGUCUACACCUGGACGACGAUGAUCUUAGGGCUCGCUGUAAACGGCGAUGGAGAUGGAGCUCUGUACGUGUUCUCGGAAAUGCUGGGAUCCGGGGCGCGCCCAAAUGGGGUCACCUUCGUCUCUGUCCUAUCUGCCUGCUCACAUGCCGGCCUGGUCCAGGAGGGUCUUUCAUGGUUCGACAUUAUGCGCGGUUACUACAGCCUCAAGCCGCAAAUCCAGCACUUUGGCUGUGUGGUUGACCUGCUGAGCAGGGCGGGGAGAUUAACUGAUGCAGAAGAUUUGAUUGGUGGGAUGGAAAUCGAACCAGAUGCUGUUCUCUGGAGAUCACUGCUCAGCGCUUGCCUAGUUCACGAUGACCGAAGAUUAGCAGAAGUCGCAGGAAAACGGGUCAUCGGCCUCGAACCAGACGAUGACGGCGUCCAUGUCCUCCUCUGGAACAUGUACGCCAGCGCAAACAGAUGGGACGAAGCCAGAGAAAUCAGGAAGACGAUGAGGGGCAGAAGGAUCAGGAAGAGACCCGGGCGCAGCUGGAUAGAGCUGAAUGGCGUCGUGCGCGAAUUCCUCGUGGAAGACAAGGCCCAUUUCCGCCAGACCGAAGUUUACUCGGUUCUGGAAGGGAUGGAGAAGCAGCUAAGAUCCCAUUGUGAGCAGUACCACAGCUGGAUCAUGAUCUGA
Spirodela intermedia is the source of this 1587-nucleotide messenger RNA. The record is from the annotation of a GenBank genome assembly. NCBI's taxonomy places the organism in Eukaryota, Viridiplantae, Streptophyta, Magnoliopsida, Alismatales, Araceae.